Solanum tuberosum (potato) is the source of this 438-nucleotide messenger RNA. RefSeq lists its product as uncharacterized. The record is from RefSeq and is a predicted model, not a curated record. The coding region runs from base 1 to 438 and encodes 145 amino acids. Lineage: Eukaryota; Viridiplantae; Streptophyta; Magnoliopsida; Solanales; Solanaceae. The transcript is spliced from 3 exons.
AUGUCGGAGCACAAAAAGGCCGCUCUAUUCAAAUACAAAUCAUGGUCUCCUGACAUUCAACGUGAAGAAGUUUGGCUCAAACGCAAGAAGAAGCACUUUCAGCAUUACCGUCGUUCAAUGAGCAUCACUAACGACGAUAUCGAUGAACUCCGUGCUUGUUUUGAAUUAGGAUUUGGAUUCGAUUCGAAUUCUGAUUUGGAUCCAAAGCUUACCAAAGCUUUUCCCGCUUUGGAGCUUUAUCAUGCUGUGAAUAAGUUAUCUCGAUCCUCUUCUUCGGUUUCGACGGUAACUUCUGACGGUGAAACUCCGUCAUCUGUUGAAACCUCUGUCUCCAUUGUUGAACCAGGUGCUGAUCAGGAGACAAUGAAGCUGAAGCUGAAACAAUGGGCACAAGUUGUGGGUCUUUCAGUGCUUCCAUCACCUUUUAUCUAUAAAUAG